CACACACGGAUAAAUGCUGAGACAUAACUCAUUAUAUUAUAAUAAGUAGAUCACGCAGUAUAAAUACAACAGUAGCAACAGGGUUCCGAUCAAUAUAAUUCUAUCCGAAACAGAUCACGCACAACUUAAAUCCAACAACAUGGUUUCUAAGGUUGUGAUUUUGGCUUCAGCCAUGUUGGCCGCCGUCGCCGGAUCCCCGGCGUACCCAUCACCCGCCUACUCGGCACCCACCCCGUACGGCUUCGAGUACAGCGUAAACGACCCGUACACGUACGACGUGAAGAGCCAACACGAGUACAGCGACGGCAACGGUUACGUCAAGGGCUCGUACAGCCUUCUGGAGGCCGACGGUUCCACCCGCACCGUCGAAUACACCACCGACGACUACAACGGUUUCAACGCCGUCGUCAAGAACGAAGGCGGAUACAAGGCCCUGUCGUACUCGGCACCAGUGGCGUACAAGGCCCUGUACAAACCAGCUUACUGAUGAAGACCCGCGUCAUGCGUUCUGUCUCCUUUUAUUUAUUUCGAUUUCUUUCUCGUUGUCGAUUUAUUCGCGGUAGUAGAUAAAAAAAAAAAAAAAAAACUACGCACCGGUUAGGAAAAUGGCAUUUGUUUUUUACUGUUAUCAUGAAAUCACCGUUAUCGCAGUGCAUGCGCAUAUGUGUGCGACUGCCGAGACGACGGUUCGAACAAAUGUCUCGUCACUAUCGGCGAAAAAUAUUCGAAUACUGUUUGGCUGACUGCGUCCUACGGAAGUCCGUUCCGAGUAUCGAGCCGGUGGUCGCGAUUAUGGGUUCGGAAAAUUUGGAUGUAACCGUUGGAAUUCCGUCCUUUGAACUGCAGUUGUAUUUAACUGUGUAAUUGAAAUUCAGUAAUGCACUUAUGUGUGAGAACGAUACGUGAUCUCAGGAUUUCCGGGAGGCAUUAUGUAGCACUAGUCAUUAUAAAAACGCGGUUAGAAAAAUAAUUUUUUAAUGAUUCGUGAGAACUCCGUUAAAAUCGUGAGUACUUGUGAGUAUUAUGUUGAUAUUGCUGCGUGACGUGUUAUAAAAAUCAAGCAUUUCAUCAGAGAUAUUAUAAUUAAGAUUAUAAUAGACUUUUUUUUAUGAAUGUCUUUAUAAUAUUACUUUGCAAAAAUGAAAUAAUAUUUUAUGAAAAGAGUUUUUGAUUAAAACUAAAGUAUUCAUCUAUUUUAUCAUAUAAAAAUGAUAAUAAUAUUAUAUUUAUAAUCUUAAAACUUGAUAAAAUCUAAAUUGUUAACGAAAAUAAAUUUUAAACCAUUUGCAUAAAAUGAUAGUGCCUUGCAGCACUAGUUAGUUUCACACCGUUGCUUAAUGGUGUACAUAAAUCAUCCUUUAUAUUAUAACAUAUAGGUAUGAUUUUUGCCCACAUUAAAAUAUGAUUAUUUGUUCGAGUGAUUUGUUACAUACUAAUAGUAUUAUAAUAGUGAUUAGUAAGUAAUAACUUAACACGUUACUACGUUAACUUGCUGGUUUGGCCAGUGGUAUUUAGGGUAUUCAAUUUGAAAAAUAUCAAUAUUAUUAUCAAUUAAUCCUAAGUAUUUCAACUUUAAAAUAUCGUUUUAAGGUUUUUUGUUAUACAAUUAUUAGUGUUUACUAUUAUGCCAUACAUAUUUUUUCUCCUUUUGGUUAUUAAUACGAUAAAUUCUUGUUAUUAUUAUUUUUUAAAAUAUUUUCUUAAAAUUUACUAUAUUUAAAAUUCAAUCGAUAUAAAAUUAUUAUUGUUUAUCCGUUUAUGUUAUAAUACAUCAGUAAGUAUUUCUUUUAAGUAACAAUAUUUUGUUAUGUAGAACUUAUAAAAGUUAAACACCAACGUGUUAGAUUAUUACACGAACACUUACUUUGAAAACAUCAUACACAAUACAAUUAAAGAAACACCCGGACGAU
Rhopalosiphum padi (bird cherry-oat aphid) is the source of this 1910-nucleotide messenger RNA. Its product is annotated as cuticle protein 7-like. NCBI's taxonomy places the organism in Eukaryota, Metazoa, Arthropoda, Insecta, Hemiptera, Aphididae. Gene Ontology annotation, cellular component: extracellular matrix. The transcript has 2 exons. The record is from RefSeq and is a predicted model, not a curated record. The coding region runs from base 140 to 487 and encodes 115 amino acids.